AUAUAUAAGCACGCAGUGUAAACACAGAUCAUUAACCGGCACAUGUGUUGGGGUAAGUUGUUGAGUGAAUGUAUUAAGUAAUAAAUGGAAUUGGCUAAAGUUGGCUGCUGGUUCAGCGCCAAGAAGAAAAAGAAAGUUAAUUUCGCUGAGUUUGAUUCUAUUCUACGAAAACAUGGUUUUCAACUCGUUGAGAUUGAUUUUUCCAACUUUGAGGAGCAAGGACCUUUUGUUGCGAUCGUUCAUAAAAUAACAGACAUGAUGAUCGAAGCGAUGCACGGCUCCGAGGUAGCGUCCAGAAAUGUACAAAGGAUUCAGUCGUACAUCGAUCGCAACCCAAAGCUUCUGAUGAUUGACCCGCUGGAAGGGAUUCGAAAACCUCCCACAGAAAGUUUGAUACAUUCCCCAACCUUUACUUUACUAACUUCUACAAACCAUGAAGAACUUAAACAACAAAUUCGUUCGGCCAACGUUAAGUAUCCUUUUGUUUGUAAGCGGAAUAUAGCACAUGGAGUGGAAUCGCACGAGAUGUCAAUAAUAUUCAACGAGGAUGGUUUAAGCGACGUCAACCCUCCGUGCGUGGUUCAAACGUUCAUAGAUCAUGGAGCGUUGCUUUAUAAAAUAUUUGUGGUGGGCACUCGUUACCACAUAAUGAAACGACCUUCGUUACGCAACUUCAGUGACACCCGGUGGUCAAACCACCCAACCAUUUUCUUCAACUCACAUCAUAUUUCAAGUUGUGAUUCAGCUCCCUCCAAACUUAGUACUCUUGAAGAUGGGGACAUCCCCCCACGUGAGAUAAAUGAAGAUCUCGUCAACAAACUUGUUCAAAACUUUAACCAAGAAAUCAACAUGACCUUAUAUGGUGCGGAUAUCAUUGUGUGUGGAACGACGGGGAAACAUUAUAUUAUUGAUAUCAAUGUUUUUCCAGGUUACGAUGGUGUCGAUGAUUUCUAUCAACAACUAUCCAAUCACAUAUCAACCCAUGUACAGACAUCAUAACCAUGUUAGUAGAUACACAACAAUGAUAAUGAAGCGUAUUAUGCAGAUUUUAAAUAAAACAUUCGUAUUUUUGU
Messenger RNA from Ciona intestinalis (vase tunicate), 1073 nucleotides. Lineage: Eukaryota; Metazoa; Chordata; Ascidiacea; Phlebobranchia; Cionidae. The record is from RefSeq and is a predicted model, not a curated record.